AUGGAGACUAAAUCUGCUGCAAGCCUUCCUGAUGGUGAUGCUGAAACAAAGAAGAACGAGAACGAAAUGUAUAGACCAUGGUCUAAUCUUCCAGACCUUCUGAUUCAUAUGAUCUAUGAUCGGCUAGAUCUCAAAGAGAAAAUCAGAUUUGCAUCUGUCUGUGUUAAUUGGGGAAGUGCUGCUCCAAAAUUCCCAAUAGGUAGUCCUCAGAAGCUCAUUCCAUGGUUACUGUUCCCUCAUGAUUCACUUACUGAAACAGUUAGUUUUUUUAACUUACCAGAAAAUAUGAUUUAUCAUGUAAGAAUACCUAAAGUGAAUAUGCAUCUGUGUAGAGGUUCUUCAGAAGGAUGGUUGUUUUUGUUUGCUGAUGUAAGAGAUGAUCAAUGUUUCCUAUUAAAUCCAUUCACCAAAAACCUAAUUCGACUUCCGCCUCUUGGAACAAAACCGCGACGAUCUGUUCUUAAGAUGAUCUUGUCUUCUAAUCCUGAUACCAGUGAAGAUUGGAAGGUUAUUGUUCAGUUAACAUCAAGUGGGCUACUCUUUUGCGAAUCCGGAGACAUGUCAUGGUCUAUUGGGUUGCCACAGAAUAGAAGUGAUUUUGAUUAUGAGAACAUCAUAUUUUGUGAUGGGAAAGUUUAUGGGUAUGGCCUCUCAACUCCUUCACUUUGGGUUUUUGAUUUGAAAACUCAACAACAAACCUUCAAGUCUUGCAGAAAACCAAAUCAUCUUUCUCAUAACCUAAUCUCUUACCUUGUUGAAUCAAAUGGAGAAAUCUUUUUGGUUGCAAGGUUCUUGAAGAAUUGUGAUCAAUCUGAAGAAGCUGCCAAUUACCAUUAUAGAACCUUUAAAUUUGAGCUAUACAAGUUGAUGAAAGAGAAUGAUGGGUAUGGGUAUGAGAAUGGGCGGGUCAGGCAAUAUGAGUAUGGAUGGGUCAGGCAAUCAAAUUUGGGAGCUGAUCAAGCAUUGUUUCUUAGCAAAACUGGUUCCAAAUUUGUCUCAACUAUUGAGAACCCAAGAGUACACAGUAAUUCUAUCUACUUUACAAAUGAUUUACAUCCUCGAACAGCUAAGGUUUGUGACACUGGUGUCUGCCAUGUUGAGGAUGGACAGAUAGAACCAUUUCUUCCAUUCAACUCGAUUUCUGUCAAGUUUCCUUCAGCUUGGCUAGUGUGUGAUGUAGAAGAGACAUCGGAUGAGUUCUUGAGCGAGUUGGACCAGUAG
Molecule: messenger RNA, 1221 nt
Organism: Telopea speciosissima
Lineage: Eukaryota; Viridiplantae; Streptophyta; Magnoliopsida; Proteales; Proteaceae
Product: putative F-box protein At4g22170
Exons: 2
Coding region: 1-1221 (406 amino acids)
Molecular function (GO): protein binding
Source: RefSeq, a predicted model, not a curated record